UUUGUAGUUCUUCCUCUGUAAACAACAUGCCGCCAGGUUCGGAUCCUUCAGAUGUAAACGAAGAGGACAAGCCCUCAAAAAAUAUAAUUGCGCGUAUAUCACAGUUUGCUGAUGAUAACUUAACGUUUGUCCGGAGCAUCAGCACAUGUCUUGGUCUCGUGGGUCUUCUUGUCAUAGCGAGGAGCAUCAGACUGGUUACAAAAUUUGGUUCUGCGGUUGAUAUUCCAGCGCGAUUCAUUGAGAGAAACGUCAGUAUCAGAGGAAGACUAAGACAUGUUACAGAAAAAGGCCUCGAAGUGGAACACAUUCCGAUCUAUGUUCCUUUUCUCAGUCGCCUACCGACUAAACGUCAGCCCGUGACCCUUCUGGAUGUGCGUCUGGCUGGAGUGGAGCUGACCUCAGAAGGGCAGGAGUGGAUCGGUCGACAGCUGAAGCCGGCUGAGACGGUGUGGCUGCGGCUGAUCGCUCGACAGAACCAAACCCUUCACUGCCUAGUGUCGGUUAACAGGGUAGGCUCACUCUUUAACACCUGUGUGAAUGAGGAGCUUUUGAGGCAUGGAUUGGCGAGGACUUCUCCGUUUGUGGGUCUGGACUCUCACUCUCGGAUCUACUGGCGUCUAUAUAAGCGCUUUCUGAGGGCCGAAGGCAGAGCGGAGCAAAAAGGAAGAGGCCUGUGGAAGGAAGAGAGUCGCUGGGAGAGGGCUGCUAAUGUCUUGAGAAACAAUACGCUCUUCGUCUCAGUUAAAAACUCCUCAAACGGACGUCAGGGGCUAAAGAAAAGUGAAACAGUCCUUUUCAAAAAAAAAAAAAAACAAGGUUGGUUAUUAAUUGCGGCGCAGUUGUAUUUAUUCUAAAUGCGCUAUUUUGCUGAUCUCAAACUUCACAGAUAAGCAGCGAUUAAACUUGAAAUUUCUGUU
Messenger RNA from Puntigrus tetrazona (Sumatra barb), 917 nucleotides. RefSeq names its product protein C3orf33-like. Bases 27 to 854 code for a protein of 275 amino acids. The transcript has 5 exons. The record is from RefSeq and is a predicted model, not a curated record. NCBI's taxonomy places the organism in Eukaryota, Metazoa, Chordata, Actinopteri, Cypriniformes, Cyprinidae.